This is a messenger RNA of Penicillium cosmopolitanum, 1515 nucleotides long. Its product is annotated as F-box protein. The record is from RefSeq and is a predicted model, not a curated record. Lineage: Eukaryota; Fungi; Ascomycota; Eurotiomycetes; Eurotiales; Aspergillaceae. Gene Ontology annotation, molecular function: protein binding. The transcript has 2 exons. The coding region runs from base 1 to 1515 and encodes 504 amino acids.
AUGGACUCAAGUGCACAUUUCACUCUGAGUGUUUUACCACCCGAAAUCUUGGAAGAAAUUAUGACGUAUCUGGAUCUGGCCACCCUGAAAGCCUUGCGUUUAAGUAGCCGUGCACUCUACAAAGACGGUACAGGCUCUCGCUUCAAGCAGUUUAUCCGCGUUCAAUCAAUAGAACUGCGACAGUCGAGUCUGGAGUCUCUCCAAGAUUUACUUGCGCACCCUGCAUUAGGCCCCGCAGUCAAGGAGCUGGAGAUUGUGGCAACAAUUUACGAUCAGACUCCCCAAAUGGACAUUGUGAAAGCUUGGAGAAAAAGCAGAAAACUCGUGAUCAACCUCCUGCCGAUCCCGCCAUUUAAUCUACAGGCACAGGGUUCCGCCGACCUAUUCCCGAUCCUACUUCUCCAGGACGAAUUCUCUUAUGAUGAGGCAGUGAAGCAGCUUGCCUUCUGUUUGAGUCGAAUUCGGAAACUUCGGCGUAUUGAACUAGACGCCACUAUUAUUCAAGGACCGAUCACUAUAGUGACUACUGACACCGGGAAGACAAAUUGGUAUCCGGUGUGGAUGCGCGCAUCCCGCACUUAUUGCAUAACUAUGGAGGCUAUUACUCGGAGUAAUGUUGAAUUAAAGACUCUGAUCGUCUAUCAACGGACGCCGAGGUGCAGUGUGCCAUUAUACGAUAUUGCGGCCAAUCUCGAAAUACUUGACACAAAUCACUUAUGCCAAAUAGGUAAAGGCUUGGAAUGUCUUUCCCUUAGCAUUUCGAACAAGGUCACCACUGGUGCAACAGAUCGACCACCCCGAAAGCCGAUCGCAUGCCAUACGGUGGCAUGGCAUGGAAAGAGACCAGCGAAUGCUGCGUAUAUCAGCUCACUUGGAGGAGACCCUUCUGGAGGUAAUGAGAAUUUUGACGGGCUCGCGCGGCUUCUAAACCUCACGUCAAAUCUAAAAACUCUCGAUAUACAUAUGUAUAACACAACGCAGGAGAAGUUUGUUGAUUCUCACUUCAUUUUCGAAGCCGUCAGUAGGGAAACCUUACUGCCUCACCUUCGCAAAUGCAGCCUUGGGGGUAUAAUAACUACUGAAGACUCUUUGCUUCAGUUUUUGUCUAAGCACUCAAACAUCGCCAUUCUAGCCCUGAGUCAAAUUCAACUUCCUUCUGAGGAGUCAUGGAAACCCGUCUUUGCUCAUCUUGAACAAAGAAUGCCUAGGCUCGAGCACCUUCAUCUCUCUAUAUUGCGAGGUGGCGACCGUCAGUCGAUUAACUUGCACCCAUCGUGGGAUGAUCAUCCGGAAGAGCUGGAAGUUAAUAGGCGCUCUAGCAUUUACUAUGUGCACACGAAAGAUUUUAUAGCAGACGAUUUCUCGAAGGGACUCAAGUUUCGACAGAUGCCAUUUGCACCGUUCCAAGGUGCUCCUGAAGCUACACGAUGGAUCAGAUCUGUAAAAGCCCACUACGGGGCACCUUGGGAGAGCCAAACGGAGUUUAUUAGUAGCGAUCUCGGAGGGAGACUUUGA